AGAGCAGUUAUGCAGCGUUCCAGUGUUGGAAGCAGCAGAGUGAGCUACCAAGGAGGGGUACAAAUCACCAAGACAUCAAUCCAAGAUGUGACAAGUGAGAUUUCAUAGACCCUCAGCAUGCUCUUUCGGUGGAAUCUUUACCUUCUCUUCCUCGUCUGUUGGCUUCUGUCAUUCCACGUUGCGUUCCUAGCCGGAGAACAUCCCAGGGGACCCUCGAGCAGACCUUUCGAUUCUGAUUUAGUGGAAAGCACGCUAGGACGUUCCUCAAGUCCAUCUGUGAGUUGGGAAGACAGCUGGCAGGGGGUUCUCGGGGAAUAUAGCGAUGUCGAGGAGGUUUCGGAGACAGCGCCGUCGUAUCGAAGGGACGAGGAACCGGCGAGCUCAUCAAAAGCUUCUUCAACUAAUGGAUUUAUGCUACUCACUCCCCCAACUGGGCAACCUCCUCCAGAUCUUACAUCCGACACUGAGAACAGCACGCCACUUGUAGCCACUAGCAGACCGGGAUGGACAUUUACUUUCUCUGAAGAUGUGGUUCCGAUCAGGGGAGCACCGACCACCGAGACAGAAAAAGAUGGCUCACAAGGUGCCGAUGAUGACCAGCAACUCCAAAAGUCUAGUGGUCCUCUCCAGACAUCAGUCACACCAUGCGGAACGACAAUCCCGACCUGGACUCCCAUGUACCAGGAUGAAUUUCCACCCAGUCACUCCCUGAGUCCCUCUCUGGAUUAUAGUCCUUCCCUUUUCGUUCCUCUGUACUCAGACUGGAACACUGCCCUUGCCACGUGGGGAUUUGCCUGGGAAGCCCACGUCUACGGUCUCGGCUCUGUCUUCACGGUGUUUGGCCUGAUCUCGGUGGUCUGCCUGUUGGGUCUGCCCUUCCGCUGUCCAUCUGGAAGCCCCUAUUUCACCCUGCUGCAUUUGUUCCUCAUCGGAUUCACAGGAAUUCAGGCUUUCUGCUUGCUUUAUGACGCUUACAGACAUCAAGAUCGUCUCCCCACUCUGAGCUCCCUGCUGCUCUCCCAGCUUCCCUUCCCUUGUUUGAUAUCUGCCUUCUCCCUGGCCUUCUUUCUUCUUUCUCUGCGCUCACGCAAGCGUCUUUCCCUUUCACUCGCCAUCUCGCCCUCGCUGUCUGCACUCCCCAAACCUUGCCUCCUGUUGUCUUUAUCCCUGGUGCACUUUGGUGUUUCUCUGGGCUGCGUUGGCGUUCUGCAGCUUUUUCACAGCCUCCCCAGUAUCAUUCUCCUGCUCCCUCAAGGUCUGUUUGUGUGCUUGACACUCAUUCUCUCGUGCUCCUACGUCAUCUUUUACUGUCUGAUAAAAGUAGACACCAGACACAUCUAUAGGCUGAAUGACAAUGGGGAGGGUGGAGGAUCUCCUGAGAUGAUGCAACCCGCAAGUUGCCCUUUUGCAAAAGUGGAAGAUUGGGGUCGGGCGGCAGGUGCUGGAAUCGGGGCUUCCUUGUGUUUAUUAGGAUGUGGAGGCCUACAGCUCUACGGAAUCUUACAUGCUCUUGGUUUGGGUGGGGUUGAACGCGACGGCUUCCUGCCCUGGCCCUGGUGGGGCUAUCAGAUCGGAUGCCGACUGUGUGAGGCCGGAGUUUGCCUCGGUUUGUCUCUUAUCGGCACGCAUCCUCUGUUCUGUCACACCAAGUCCUUCAAGGCUCAUCCUAGGCCAGGGUCUUGGUCUCGACUGUCCUGCAGCUCACCCUCGCGUGGGAUCACUCUGCCCACUCCAGGACGUGCAAAUUCUACCAUAAUUUCCUGGUCUCAAGACAAACCAGAAGAGAUGGUAGUGUGUGGUGUCACGACAAAGGGACAGUCAGAGGUUCUUCCUCUUGGUUUGAUGGUGGAUCGUCCUGGAAAGGAGCUUGCCUUUAUCUCUUUGCCGAACCAAUCCCACACUGCUUUACUAACUACACCAACAAGUCCAGCACACAAACCUAAAAACGUAGACUUCCAGCUAUCCUCCCUGAGUCUAGGGGCUGACUCUACUGUGGACCUACGGCCUCCAUCUCCAAUAGACUUGUCCCGCAGCAUUGACCAGGCUCUCUAUAGCGAAUCUCUAUUCGCUCACAGUAUAUUUGGCUUGCCAAGACUCUUCCCUAGUUCUUCCAGCCAUUCACUAGGCUCUCCUAAACAAGGCACAUCAAAACAAGGGCCUGCCUCAGAGGAAAGUUCUCUCUAUCGAACCUCUUCCUGCGGAGACCUGGAUCAAGAGGACAAUUCUAAACCUUCCCAGCCUCACGGUAUACUGAAAUCACAAAACAAAGCACCUGUGUCAUCAGAGCAGUCUGACUGGAAAGGAAGUGUCUCUGGUUCCACUUUGGGCCUGUGUAGCAAACCCAAGGAGACCAGAAAACUGCGCUCCAAUUCCUGGGCAAACAGAGGGCAAAACAUGGCACAGAACAGCCUACCACGUGCCAUCCCUCAUUUGUCUUACCGCAGACGUUACCGAACCUUGAGCGUCGCCUCCAAGGAUGGCCCGGGGUUUGGGCAACUGGCGGGGACUAAACAUCUGAGUGAGAGCAAGCAGCUGGAGUGGGAUCUGGCCGUGCAGGCGGAGUUUGUCAACGUGUGCAGGCAAAUUGACGCUUUGAGCAUUUGCAGUGACACCAUUGAACUGUAGACUGUGACGUUUCUAUAUGAAAUUUGAGUGCACUCGAAACACAACGAGAUUAAAAAAGAUUUAUAGAUUACAUAGAAAAGUCUACAUUUGUAAAAAUACACUUGUUUAACAGAAACAAUGUAUAGAGUAAAUAAUGUGGAGAGUGGCAAAGUACGGGUGCAUCUGAAUGAAUUUUAAUAUCUUUGAAAACAAACCCCAAAUACACCAUCAACAAAUUGGAAGACAUGAUCCAUCCCUCCAUCCAUUUUCUGAGCUGCUUAUCCUCACAAGGGUCGCGGGAGUGCUGGAGCCUAUCCCAGCUAUCAUCGGGCAGGAGGCGGGGUACACCCUGAACUGGUUAACAGCUAAUAGCAGGGCACACAUAAACAAACAACCAUUCACACUCUCAUUCACACCUAGGGACAAUUUAGAGACUUCAAUUAACCUACCCUGCAUGUUUUUGGGAUGUGGGAGGAAACCGGAGUGCCCGGAGAAAACCUACGCAGGCACGGGGAGAACAUGCAAACUCCACAUAGGCGGGGCCGGGGAUUGAACCCCGGUCCUCAGAACUGUGAGGCAGACGCUCUAACCAGAUAUACACCGUGCCAGAAGACAUGAUAAACAAUUAAAAUUAUUUUUAGUAGAGAAAUUAGUUAGCAAUUGACCUUAAAAAGUAUUUCAUGUUUUGUGAACCUCUGUAUGAGUUCCACUUUUUGAAUUGAAGUUACUGAAAUUGUUUUAAUUUUUUUACUGAACUUUUCUAACAUAUUCUAAUUUAUUGAGAUCCACCUGUAAAGUAUUUUUGCAGUAUUUAAACCUUAACACACUGUAUGUUCCACGUUCUGAAUUUGUAUUGUACAUAUUGAAUAUACAGUAUUAAAAAUUUUUUUUUUUAAAAAGCUAUUACAGUACUAUGAGGACAGUUUCCUUUUUUUCCCCUCCAGAAUUAAAAUGACUUAACAGUAGGCACACCUGCACAAUCUAAGGAAAUACAAGAGCUACUUUACUAAUUUACUCUUUAUCAGCAGUAGCAAUGCUCAGCUUUGAUUGACACUGUCAGACAAAUGUACUAAAGAAGUUUUAUUAUAUUUGUAACUCAGUUGUAGGCAUUUGACCUCGAUUUUCUACACGAAAUAGGCAAAAUAUUAGAAAGCCCUCUCAGUAUGACACAGUGCAGUUGAUGUUGCAAACUAAAACCACUUGAACAAGCAUGACAGUACAGCAUUGUUAAAUUAACACCUGUCUGACAGUGUCGAAGGUGAUCAAUUAUCAGAACAAGAGCGUUUUGUCAAUCAGUGUCAUCUAUUUAAUCAAGAAUAAAGGUGUACGCUCCAGCAGUCUUUCUCUCACACAGACACACAAAACGCAGCAAAUACACAUUCUUACAUAUUUGUACAAGUUGGUUCUUUUGUUCCUUCUGUCAUAUUAGUCAGCCCAUUUUAUAUAAAGCGUACACCAGAAGAUCCUGAGUGAGGUCAUAUACUGUACAUACCAUUGGGAGAAAUUACCCUGAAUGUGUACUCAACAAUCCAAACGAGACACGAAUGAAGGAAUGUACAAUGAAAAAAAAAACAUAACAUUGUUCCAUAAAAGUACAUGUUUGUGAUGCCUUCCUCUCAUAAUGAAAUAAAAUAUGGAAUAGU
Molecule: messenger RNA, 4247 nt
Organism: Phycodurus eques (leafy seadragon)
Lineage: Eukaryota; Metazoa; Chordata; Actinopteri; Syngnathiformes; Syngnathidae
Gene: prrt4a
Product: proline rich transmembrane protein 4a
Exons: 3
Coding region: 118-2625 (835 amino acids)
Source: RefSeq, a predicted model, not a curated record